AGUAAGACCUGAAUGGCGCUGAUGGGGGGAUUGCAUGGGGAGAACCAAAGGGUGCGACGUGCAUGGUAGGAAUUAGGUGCAGGGCAAGAUGACUUGCAGUGUAAGAAUCGAAGGGAGCGAGGAGACAUUCGGAGAAAAUUCCUAAAAUUUUAUGUAGAUAUCACCACUUCGUUCCAUUUUGCAAUCCUUCGUAAUAAAACGGGAAACAGACCCACCAUUUAACAUGCCAUCGAAAAUUACAAAGGAAGAGAAGAAAUAACUUAUUCAAGGUUAAAACGUGAUUGCGUCUUGCCACUUCUAAGAUGAGCCGGUUCUUGAACGUACUUCGUAGUUGGCUAGUUAUGGUUUCCAUAAUUGCCAUGGGGAACACAGUGCAAAGCUUCAGAGACCACAGUUUCCUUUCUGAAAAAUUGUAUACAGGCAAGCCAGGCCUUGUAAAUGGUCUCCAAGCUCGAACCUUUGGCAUUUGGACCUUGUUGUCUUCUGUGAUUCGCUGCUACUGUGCCAUUGAUAUCCGCAACAAGACCCUCUAUAACAUCACGCUUUUGACUUUCUUCAUUGCCCUGGGCCACUUCCUCUCUGAGUUGUUUAUUUAUGGCACAGCAGCUGCAACGAUUGGUGUCCUGGCACCCUUAAUGGUGGCAAGUUUCUCCAUCCUGGGGAUGCUGAUUGGGCUACAGUACCUGGAGGUAGAAGCCACAUCACAUAACAAGAAACGGAAUUGACAUUACAUCACCUGUCUUCCAAUCUGCCCUCCAAUCAUCUUCCAGUGUCUACCAUAUUAUCUUCCUGAUCUACGUUUUCGAGCCUGUACCAUAUAAGACAGAACAUUCUUAGAUUUCCCUAUUGGUUAUUUUAAUUCCCAUUUAAUUUUGAUAUGAGCAGAUAAUGGCAGAAAAAUAGUUUUGAGCAGUUCCUCCAAAUUGGGCAUGGGGAGCAGCAUCUUAAAGCAUCAUGAGAUGUAGCAGAAAAGCCAAAUGAAGUUGUUCCAGGUGAAGGUUAUAGAUUGCCUCUCUUGACAUUCUGAUGGCAAAAGAUAGAAAAAGCAGUGUUGCCCAAAAUUUGCUGAAAGAGGGGGCAUGUAAUGUCUCCAUGGCACUCGGCACAGUUGUCCAUAAGUAUGGCUUGCCAUAAACGAAAGGGAACUGGGAAAACUUGUGAGGAAGAAGUAUUUCAUGUCUGAGCUAAAUCCAAAGUACCUUAUAAAUUAUUUUUGAAGAUUAAAGAUAAAGAGCGAAGCUUGGACCUUUUUUUCCUUUAACAGGCUACUUGUUUAGGUAACUGCUAUCUUCCAGUUCCUGUUUCCUUUCUCUGAAAAUAGCAAUUUAUUUAAUUGCUAUUCUUUUCUAAACAUAUAUGAGAACUGAAACAGUCUAGGCAAGGCAAGUGCAUAACAAGCCAAUAUUUAUUUAAAAAUAAAGCUGGUAACUCUUCUAAAAAGGGGGCUGCUGAGGACAUAGAGCAAAUAAGUUUCUGCUUCUGUAAAAAGAGGCAACAAUUAUGACUUUUUCAAUGUAAUGAUUGCUGCUAUUGUGGCUAUACAAAGUAUCUGGUUCUGUCCUUUCACAAUGGAAUGGACAUUAGUAAUGAAAUGGAUUCUCCUUCUGUUCCUAUAUCUUCCCACAUAGUCACAAAAAAUAUUUUUAUCUAUUUUUAUUCUAAUUUUUAAAUUGGUGGUUUUAAUGGUUUUAUAUAUUAUUGAUUAUGAAUAUGCCACCCAGAGUAAUUGUGUGAGAUGAAUAGCUAUACAAAGAAAGAGAUGACAGACACACUUUGGAAAUCAGAGAGUAUCUGAAGCAGAUUUGGGAAAUGUACAAAAAAAACCAGAAGGGAUGAAUGGAAUCCUGCCCUGCAUGAUCAAAAAUCUCAUCUCAGAUGGCUGUAGCCCACAAUUAAGUAUUUAUCUACCUCUCUUUACCAGAGUGUUACAUGUUAACACUGGUGCAUAAUUUGGCAGUUCGAUUGUCAUCUGAAAUGGCUAGGUAGUCAUUAAAACCAAUUAUACCAGCUGUCAGUUUGCUAACAAGAUCAGUUUCAAACAUGACAGAAUGAUUAUCCUGUGUUUAUCUACUUGUGCAUUAUCUUCAGAUGAGAACUUUUUCUUUCAAACCUAAAAAGAUACAUCAUGCAUCCACAACAGAGAUGGCCUAUUUUGUGAUGGCAUCCUUUUCUGCAGAGCACUGUGAAUAUACAGGUGAGAUUACCUGGUAUUCAUAACAUGCUUUAUUUCUCCAGCCACCUUAACUUGAAAUCAUUUUUGUAAUUGGUUAAAUGUGCCUCUCAAUUUUAUUAAUGUUUGUUCCUUUAAUAUUGUAUUGCAUAUGUUUUCUGUGCUGACUUUUGUGCGAAGUGCUUUAUACAUUUUUAAAUAAAUAUACCUCCCUUAUAGAAUUUUUUGGCUGGGAUGCUCAAAGGCAAGUGUCUCAGCCUCAGCCAAGAUAAAAGUUUUGAAGGUGAUCACAGAAGCAGCUUAACCCAGUCUUCCCUAAACUAGUAACCAAAUGGUUGGAAUUACAACAACCAUCAGUCCCAGCUAAUAUGGGCAAGAUAGUGGAUUAGAGGGACUGUAGCUGAAAUUCUCAACAUUCCAGGAAGCUAUCUGAAUCUUUCAUUGGCUUUCUUCCUACAUUCUAAAUUUUUUAGUAGUAACCAAGUCCUGCGAGGAACUAUUAAAGGAAAUCGGUAUACUUAGUCUGCAGAAAAAAUUGAGGAGAGAAGAGGUAUAGAGGGAGUGGAUUUGUCCCAGAGGGCGGAACUAGAACCAGUGAGUUGAAAUUAAAGGAAAGUAAAUUCAGAUUAGGUAUUGGACAGGAAAUUCCUAUUUACUUUGGUAAUUAAUGUAAUAUGUUGCCUCAUGAAAUGGAACAUUCACUGGAGGUCCAAUAACUGACACCAAGCAGAUAGUCUUGAUUUUUCAAUAUCUCACAAUUCUAUGAAUCACUUGUCAGUUUCCCCAAAUGAUUGUUCAUUUUCAUUUUGUUUAACAAAGCUUUGUAGCUUAAAUUGUACUCACAGGAUAGAUAAGGAAUGAAAACAUAUUUACUUUUUAAUGCAUGUUGAUAGGUGAAAUAAGGACUUUAUGGUGUCUAGUAUUUAUUCCAGAUGAAUUACCUUACAGAACAUGAUAAGCAAAUGAAAUUUAACAUACGGAAAAAUGUAAAUUAACCCUUAAACUAGUACAACUUGCAAUGUACUAGCCUUGGUUCAUACAGCAUAGUAGACUAAAAAGCGUUUGGCUGGUUUAUGAUUCAGAAUAUUGUGCUAACUUAGCCAAGAUGAUUAGUCUGAAAAACUUGAAAAAACUGACUGACAUAUGGAUUGUUUUAAAUUGUUUUAUUUUUUAAAUAAUCAUUUUCCUCAGUUUUUUGUGGCCGCACAUCUCUGUAAGCCCAAGUUAAAAAUAAACUAAAACAUCAAUUAUA
This is a messenger RNA of Crotalus tigris (Tiger rattlesnake), 3422 nucleotides long. It is a transcript of the gene ERG28, whose product is annotated as ergosterol biosynthesis 28 homolog. Gene Ontology annotation, molecular function: protein-macromolecule adaptor activity. The transcript is spliced from 5 exons. The record is from RefSeq and is a predicted model, not a curated record. Gene Ontology annotation, cellular component: membrane; endoplasmic reticulum. Bases 303 to 725 code for a protein of 140 amino acids. NCBI's taxonomy places the organism in Eukaryota, Metazoa, Chordata, Lepidosauria, Squamata, Viperidae.